UUGAUAGACGCCGACGUGUUUGGGGAGCAUUCCGGUCUAGGGGUAAGAUACUUGCCUCUAGAUUCGGCCAUCCGGGUUCGAUUCCCGGGCAAUGCACGUGGCAUUGCCGCUACCUGACCGCUUGGAACAGCGUGAGAGUUCCGGUUAGCACCUUGGUCCACUGGAUGUGGUGCUUAACCCAAAACCAACCAACCAACCAACGCCGACGUGGAAUGCUGAAAGCCUUGCCACUAUGCCGGUGAAGUCGGAGGCGCGGUCGCGCUGCUUCUUCGACUUGGAGGUGGACGGCGUACCGCUGGGCCGAGUGGUGUUCGAGCUGUUCAGCGAUGUGUGCCCUCGGACGGCGGAGAAUUUCCGCGCCCUCUGCACCGGGGAGAGGGGCCUGGGGGAGCGCACUCAGAAGCCGCUGCACUACCAGGGCGUCAAGCUGCACCGCAUCGUGCGCGACUUUAUGAUCCAGGGCGGCGACUUCUCCGCCGGCAACGGCACCGGCGGCGAAUCCAUCUACGGCGGGACCUUCGACGAUGAGAAUUUCGAGCUGGAGCACGACCGUCCGUUCCUGCUGUCGAUGGCCAACCGCGGGAAGGACACGAACGGCUCGCAGUUUUUCCUAACAACUCAGCCCGCUCCACAUCUCAAUGGCGUCCACGUAGUGUUUGGCCAAGUGGUGUCCGGCCAGGAAGUGGUCUCCCAGGUGGAGGCCGUGCCCACGGACAACAAGUCGCGCCCACUGCAGGACGUGCGCGUGGCCCGCUGCGGCCAGCUGGUGCUGCAGACCAAACACAAGGACAAAAAGAAGAAGAAGAAACGGGACCGGAGCGCGUCAUCGGAGGAAGGCAAAAAGAAGAAAAGCAAAAAAGACAAGAAAGAUAAGCAUGCUAAGGAGAAAGUGCCCGCGCCGGAGCCGGCCGAGGGGGCGGAGGAGCCGGCCGGCGGCGAGCACCCGCUCACCACCACCACCGCCAUCGACCCGGACGAGAUCCCGGCCGUGCCCGAGAACCGCUUCCUGGAGCGGUCCGGCGGCGGCCGUCCCGACCGCGACCGUCCCGACCGGGACCGCGGCGACCGCGACCGCCCCGACCGCGGCGACCGGGACCGCGGCGACGACUCGCGCAGCCGACAGCGACGCCGCUCGCGCACCGAAAUACGCGCCGGAAAAAAGGUCAAAGGGCGCGGCUUUCUGCGCUAUGAUCCUGAGAUGGCCAGGUCCCGCAGCCGCACGCCGCCCCACUGGCGCGUCGCCCAGAAGCGCACCAUCAAACUGAGCCAGUUUGAGAGGAUGAAGGAGCAGGAGAGCCGUCGCGCCGAGGAGCUGAAGGCCCGCGAGGAGCAGCGUCAGAAGCGGCACGCCGAGCGGGACCAGCAGGAGCGGGAGCGACACGCCGAGCGGGACCCGCAGGAGCGGGAGCGGGAGCGGCACGCCGAGCGGGACCCGCAGGAGCGGGAGCGGCACCAGCAGGAGCGGGACCAGCGGCACAGGCACAGGAGUGAGCGGAGUGAGGAAGGUGCUGAGAAGGAGCUGACGGAGCCGGCCGACCAGCGCGGGGCCAGCAGCGACCAGCGCAGGGCCAGCAGCGACCAGCGCAGGGCCAGCAGCGACCAGCGCGCGGCCAGCGCCGACCGCCCAGGGAGCGGCCCCGGCGGCCGCGAGGAGGCAGACGUCGAGGACAUCCACGACCGGCUCGACUACGAGGGCGGCGCCGACGAGGCCGCUCUCCCCGCCGACGAGGUCGACGACGACGUGGACGAGGACGACGCCGGCCGCCGGCUGCUGCGGCUCAUCCAGGAGCGGCAGAAGCGGCGCCGGGAGGACGACCAGCCGCGGCCGGCGGCCCGCUCCGCCAGCCCGCGCCGCGGCCGCGACCGGCGCUCCCGCUCUCCGGAGACGCGGGCCGUGCGCACCGUCCGAGCCAUCCGCUCGCGCUCCGGGUCGGCGGGCAAGGCCGGCCGGCAGCACCAGCCGGCCAGCUCGCCGGAGAAAGGUGAGGCGGACGCGCCGGCCGCCCGCUCCGACGGCGGCGGCGGCUCGCGGCCCAAAUCCUCCCCGUCGCGCAAACACUCCACCUCCGGCGAGCGGCGCUCCCGGUCACGUGAUCGUCGCUCGCGUUCUCGGUCACGUGAUCGUCGCUCGCGCUCGCGAGGACGCCGCCGCCGCUCCCGGUCGCGGGACCGCGGCGCGCGGCGCUCGAGGGAACGGCUGUCACGAUCCCGUCGCUCGCGCUCUCGGAACCGUCGGCGCUCGCGUUCACGUGACCGCCGCUCGCGCUCUCGAGACCGCCGCUCGCGUUCACGAGACCGCCGCUCGCGCUCUCGAGACCGUCGCUCGCGCUCUCGAGACCGUCGCUCGCGCUCUCGUGGCCGUCGCUCGCGCUCAAACGAUGGACGUCGCCACGGAAAACACUAGAGUGGCUCGCGUGCGUGACUCCAGCGGUUCGAAUUGACUUUAUGCUGCCAAUCAACCAGUCUGCGUUUCACGUUUCAGGAUAAAGUAUGUGUGGGUCAGGAGGUGACCGUUUAUCGGUUUAUCGGUGUCACUGACACGGCGGUGUCAGGCUGGAACAGGAGUACACGUGGCGUCAGUGUCAGAAUUUUCGAUCCUUGCAGUGGGAGGGUACGUAGUGAGCCGGAGGGCGUUUGUGUCAGUGGACCGCGCGGCGAGGUCCGUGCCCCCAGGCCAGCUCGGCGCGGCCGCCCAUUUCCGAUACCGGCCGGCGUGCGCGUGUCUCCGGUUUUGCCGAGCACUUCCCCGGGUGUUUCACGUCAAUAAACGCACGAUCGCCAGUA
Molecule: messenger RNA, 2784 nt
Organism: Amphibalanus amphitrite
Lineage: Eukaryota; Metazoa; Arthropoda; Thecostraca; Balanomorpha; Balanidae
Product: peptidyl-prolyl cis-trans isomerase 8-like
Exons: 11
Coding region: 233-2404 (723 amino acids)
Biological process (GO): protein peptidyl-prolyl isomerization
Cellular component (GO): intracellular membrane-bounded organelle
Molecular function (GO): peptidyl-prolyl cis-trans isomerase activity
Source: RefSeq, a predicted model, not a curated record